AGAGCCGGGGGGAUGAAAGGCGCGGGGUGAAGACGCACCGCGUACCCCAGGCUUGACUGGGCAGGGCUUCCAAGGGGCCGAUGAAAGCUGGAGGAACCGGGCUCCAAGUGUCUCUUCUUGCCUUUCCCGGGAGGAAGCUGGGGACACGCUCCGAGGCCGGGAAGGCAGCGGCGGGGGGGCUCUUUCCCUCCAGAGUCCUGGGUGACCGGGUCCCCACCCAACUCAGACCUCCCCUUCAACCUUACAGAAGACGCUCAAGGGUUGCUAUGGCAACGGGGCUCCGGGAAGACUGAGGACAGCCAAGGUCUACAGAGGCGACACCCUCCUGUACCCCGUUUCGAUCCACGGCCAAAGUGGCGCCCCCCACGCACAGGCACCGUCCCUGGGGCCCCGCCCCCGCGCGGAGACCGCCGUGGACCUCCGGGGGCGGGCGGCCGCUCUGGCCCCAAGCGGAGCCUCUCGCUGGUAGACGGGCCCGGGGGAGCCUCUCUGGGCACAGCGCCGCGGCGCGACUCGAUGCCCCGGCCGGAAGUGCUCUUCUUCACCGCCGGCCUCCCACCCGGCUCUCUGGUCUAGGCGGUAAGAUGGCGGCUACCGCGGAGUGCGAUGUGGUAAUGGCGGCGACCGAGCCAGAGCUGCCCGACGAGGAAGGAGCGAAGAGUCCUAUGCCUUUGACAUCUCAUCCUUCAGUCCCUUUGCUGGAAGCGGAGUCUUUCAAGGAACAAGGAAAUGCAUACUAUGCCAAGAAAGAUUACAAUGAAGCUUAUAACUAUUAUACAAAAGCCAUAGACAUGUGUCCUAAAAAUGCUAGCUAUUACGGGAAUCGAGCAGCCACCUUGAUGAUGCUCGGAAGGUUCCGGGAAGCUCUCGGAGAUGCGCAGCAGUCAGUGCGCUUGGAUGACAGUUUCGUCCGGGGACAUCUACGAGAAGGCAAAUGCCACCUAUCUUUAGGGAAUGCCAUGGCAGCCUGUCGCAGUUUCCAGAGAGCCCUAGAAUUGGAUCACAAAAAUGCUCAGGCACAACAAGAGUUCAAGAAUGCUAAUGCAGUCAUAGAAUAUGAGAAAAUAGCAGAAACGGAUUUUGAGAAGCGGGAUUUUCGGAAGGUGGUUUUCUGCAUGGAUCGUGCACUAGAAUUUGCUCCUGCUUGCCAUCGCUUCAAAAUCCUCAAAGCAGAAUGUUUAGCAAUGCUGGGUCGUUAUCCAGAAGCACAGUCUGUGGCUAGUGACAUUUUACGCAUGGAUUCCACCAAUGCGGAUGCUCUGUAUGUCCGAGGUCUUUGCCUUUAUUAUGAAGAUUGUAUUGAGAAGGCUGUUCAGUUUUUUGUACAGGCUCUCAGAAUGGCUCCUGACCAUGAGAAGGCCUGUGUUGCUUGCAGAAAUGCCAAAGCACUGAAAGCAAAGAAAGAAGAUGGAAAUAAAGCCUUUAAAGAAGGAAAUUACAAGCUAGCAUAUGAACUGUACACAGAAGCCCUGGGGAUAGACCCCAACAAUAUAAAAACAAAUGCUAAGCUCUACUGUAAUCGGGGUACGGUUAACUCCAAGCUUAGGAAACUAGAUGAUGCAAUAGAAGACUGCACAAGUGCAGUGAAGCUCGAUGACACUUACAUAAAAGCCUACUUGAGGAGAGCUCAGUGUUACAUGGACACAGAACAGUAUGAAGAAGCAGUGCGGGACUAUGAAAAAGUGUAUCAGACGGAGAAAACAAAAGAACACAAACAACUCCUUAAAAAUGCACAGAUGGAACUAAAGAAGAGUAAGAGGAAAGAUUACUACAAGAUUCUGGGAGUGGACAAGAAUGCCUCUGAGGAUGAGAUCAAGAAAGCUUAUCGGAAACGGGCCUUGAUGCACCAUCCAGAUCGGCACAGUGGAGCCAGUGCCGAAGUUCAGAAGGAGGAGGAGAAAAAGUUCAAGGAAGUUGGAGAAGCUUUUACCAUCCUCUCUGAUCCCAAGAAAAAGACUCGCUAUGACAGUGGACAGGACCUGGAUGAGGAGGGCAUGAAUAUGGGUGAUUUCGAUGCAAACAAUAUCUUCAAGGCAUUCUUUGGAGGGCCUGGGGGCUUCAGCUUUGAAGCAUCUGGUCCCGGGAAUUUCUUUUUUCAAUUUGGCUAAUGAAAGGAAACCAUCCAGAACCCAGAACAUGCCGACUUGCUCAGUUUAACCUUGAAUGUGGACACAGUUCACCUCCUCCCUUCAUCAUGUCUCCAUGUACCUAGAGCAGUUUCGUUUCUCAGUUGGAUGCCCUGUGUCUGUGAGUGGGAUGGAGGAAAGGGAGCCAGCGCCGAAGACUGCGGGGAGGGGAGGGAGGUGGGAGGUGGACAGGGAGGCAGCUUGUGAAUUUUUGUUUUACUGUUUAACUUUAUUAAAAAAGAGAGAGAAUAAAA
Molecule: messenger RNA, 2380 nt
Organism: Pipistrellus kuhlii (Kuhl's pipistrelle)
Lineage: Eukaryota; Metazoa; Chordata; Mammalia; Chiroptera; Vespertilionidae
Gene: DNAJC7
Product: DnaJ heat shock protein family (Hsp40) member C7
Exons: 15
Coding region: 585-2108 (507 amino acids)
Molecular function (GO): protein binding
Source: RefSeq, a predicted model, not a curated record